Messenger RNA from Chrysochloris asiatica (Cape golden mole), 779 nucleotides. RefSeq names its product chloride intracellular channel 4 (gene CLIC4). The record is from RefSeq and is a predicted model, not a curated record. The transcript has 6 exons. Lineage: Eukaryota; Metazoa; Chordata; Mammalia; Afrosoricida; Chrysochloridae. Bases 1 to 762 code for a protein of 253 amino acids.
AUGGCGUUGUCGAUGCCGCUGAACGGGCUGAAGGAGGAAGACAAAGAGCCUAUCAUCGAGCUCUUCGUCAAGGCUGGCAGUGAUGGUGAAAGCAUAGGAAACUGCCCUUUUUCCCAGAGGCUCUUCAUGAUUCUUUGGCUCAAAGGAGUUGUGUUUAGUGUCACAACUGUUGACCUGAAAAGGAAGCCUGCAGACUUGCAGAACUUGGCUCCAGGGACCCACCCACCAUUUAUAACUUUCAACAAUGAAGUCAAAACGGAUGUAAAUAAGAUUGAGGAAUUUCUUGAAGAAAUCUUAUGCCCUCCUAAGUACUUAAAGCUUUCACCAAAACACCCAGAAUCAAACACUGCUGGUAUGGACAUUUUUGCCAAAUUCUCUGCAUAUAUCAAGAAUUCAAGACCAGAGGCGAAUGAAGCAUUGGAGAGAGGUCUCUUGAAAACACUGCAGAAACUGGAUGAAUAUCUGAAUUCUCCCCUCCCUGAUGAAAUUGAUGAGAAUAGUAUGGAGGACAUUAAGUUUUCUACACGUAAAUUUCUGGAUGGCAAUGAAAUGACAUUAGCCGAUUGCAACCUGCUGCCCAAACUGCACAUUGUCAAGGUGGUGACCAAAAAAUAUCGCAACUUUGAUAUCCCGAAAGAAAUGACUGGCAUCUGGAGAUACUUAACUAAUGCUAACAGUAGGGAUGAGUUCACCAAUACCUGCCCUAGUGACAAGGAGGUUGAGAUAGCGUAUAGUGACGUAGCCAAAAGACUUACCAAGUAGAGUGGCAUUUAUGAGAG